This is a messenger RNA of Ostrea edulis (European flat oyster), 3117 nucleotides long. Its product is annotated as receptor-type tyrosine-protein phosphatase T-like. The record is from RefSeq and is a predicted model, not a curated record. Lineage: Eukaryota; Metazoa; Mollusca; Bivalvia; Ostreida; Ostreidae. The transcript is spliced from 18 exons. Gene Ontology annotation, molecular function: protein tyrosine phosphatase activity. The coding region runs from base 426 to 2858 and encodes 810 amino acids. Gene Ontology annotation, biological process: protein dephosphorylation.
AUAUAGCUGUGAAACCGAUUGUGCACAACUGUUGUCAGACUAAAAUUGUUUUAUUUCCCCAUAACAUAAACGAACAAGGCUGUUUCACGUUUGAAGACCACAGUUCCAAUAUCGAGAAAUAUAAUUCAAUGAAACAACCAAAUGUGUAUUACUGAGAACGUCAUGCUAAAAUUAAAUAGAUCCAUAUUUGUAGAAAGUCAGUUUUACAUAACGCACAAUGUUAGUAUAUGCCAAAGAGUAGGACGGAUAUACAAAUAAUAUUUCCCUGUCAAAGCAAAGAGAGGAAUUGGGCGAACGAAAGUAUAUGAGGGAGAAUUGUACUAAGUAACACAGUGUGCAAUCGACCCCCAUGAGGAUGUUAUCAUCCUAAGUAUUUUAUAAACUCUCUGACACGUAGUUCAGUUUUUUGCGUUUCAGGAAAAAUCAUGAAUUAUAUUCAACUCUGGUACGUAUCCGUAUUAAUGGAAUAUCUUCAUACUGCAAUAAUACUACUUGCAACCACCAUUCCAGAAACAUGGACAUAUACAGUCUGCGCACGGUCUCAGCAGACAUCAACCAAUGGAUCUUUUGCUGCCAGUCUUGGUUGUGAUGACAGCAUGGAGACCUUCUCUCUAACCAAUGAUGGAGUUAAUCAGUCCUGGUCUCUUGAGUUAGACAAUAUUUAUACAAUUGAUUGGAUUUUUCUUUCCAUUGGUGCUGGUACCUACAGUAUAGAUGUAGAAAUAAUUGGAGGUGUAUCGCCUGUGAAGUGUACGGAUCUCACCCAAUCUGAUGGAAUGACUUCAACAUCGCUUCAGCAGCUGAUAACAUGUGAAUAUCCCAGUGCUGUCUACCGGAAAGGAAAUAGAAUAAGGAUAACUCGAACAGGAAAUGGACAAACAAAAGUGUUUGAAUUAAAACCAAUAGAACUGUCUGGUAUUAAUCGAUCAAUGCAACUGAAUUCUACGGAAUCUUCGAGUGGGUUGUCCAAAGCUUUAGAUAACGACAUGGACACGUUUUACCAAUCACCAGAACAGGCCCAGGCGUCUUGGUUCCUAAAAUUGGACAGAAACUAUGUGAUUAAAUGGAUUCUUAUAUCGACAUGGGGAGGAAAUUAUGAAGUACACUUUAAAGAAGAUGACGCAAUAACGAGUUCAUCAACAAUGUGUCAGAAUUUCAGUCUCCAUGGAAUAAAGCAACAAUACAAAGCCUUGGAAUGUUACAAAGAAAUGAAGGGGGAUACCAUUCUUAUAAAAAGGACCGAUGACGGACCAUUGAGGCUGUUUGAAGUGUAUCCUAUAAUAUGUACUGCAGGUCGCUAUGGACCAGACUGCGCUAAAUGCAGGAAGGAGUGUGUGUCCUGCAGUCCUAUAACAGGUGUCUGUAACCAAUGCCAUGGACCGUUCUAUGGUGACUUUUGUCAGCACCAAUGUCCAACAAACUUUCUCAACGCUACGUGUGACCAGACAUCAGGGACGUGUGAGAGCUGUAUAGAGGGUUACUAUGGAAAGUGUUGCACUCAUGAAAUCACUACAGCGUCAACAAUUAAAGAAACUGAAGCGUUCACACGAAAAACCAACAAUGAUGAGGUCACCACAAACUGUGAUGAGGACACCACCAUUUCUGACAAAAUGGUUGCCGAACAAGAUGCAGAUAGAGAGGUAAAUAACCUGACUGUCAUAUUGCUGACUGUUCUCGUGGUGUUAAUUCUGGUAUUGGUCCUAACUGUGGUUGUCCUCUUUAACAAAAGCAAGAGAACAAGACAAGACAAAACAGAAAAAGAAAAUGGCCUCCUCGUGGAAUUCCAUAGAGUGGAGUCACGAAAUGAGUCCGAGCUGGAGGAGAUUCCCCAGGACGAGUCUUUGUUCGUAGAGGAGGAAAUCAUUACCGUAGAGUACAGUAAUUUGAUGUCGCAAAGAAUUUCUAUAGAUCAAUUCAUUAGAGAAUUACCAGAGAAAAAGGACAACGAAGUACUAGCGAAAGAAUUUAACGAUCUUCCCACCGGACUACUAGAAUCUCAUUCGAAUGCCCUGAGGGCAUCCAACAGAAAGGGAAACCGAUACAAAGGAAUUUAUCCAUAUGACUAUAAUCGUGUGGAGUUGAUGAGAGAAGAUUUUAAUGACAGCGAUGACUUUGUCAAUGCAUCCUACAUUAAUGGUAUCAACAAGGAACGAAGUUACAUCGCUGCGCAAGGUCCUUUCACCCCCAAGACGUUGGAGGAUUUCUGGACCGUGAUCUGGCAGAACGACUCAACACGGAUCGUUAUGCUGACUAAUCUUUACGAGGGAGACAGAAUAAAGUGUCUGAAGUACUGGCCGGACACGCUGCUGGACAUUGGCCCUUACGUCAUCACACUGGACACUGUGGACGUGUAUGAUCACUAUGUCCUGCGAUAUAUGACUGUUCAACAUCAGGAAAAGUCCAACAAAAAAAAUUUCACCGUUACCAAAUGUGACGAUCGGCGAUGCGGAACGUGCCCAUACUUAAGGGAAGGAAGUUCGUUCGAAUUUAACAACAAGGAAUUUACGGAUGAAGAGAAGAGGGUAACACAGUUCCACUUCACCACUUGGCCGGACAACUCCGUCCCAGAUGAUAUGACGUCACUCAUAUGCUUCCGUAACCUAGUAAGAAAUGGACUGAGCAUUUCAGAUGGGCCAGUGGUCGUCCAUUGCAGAACGGGGACGUUUAUCUCCCUUGAUUAUCUCCUGGAAGAGAGCGUUAUGGAACAGACCAUUGAUGUCAGGGGAUAUGUUGCUUCUCUAAGACAGCAGCGGGUAGGAUCUGUACAAACAUGUGAGCAGUACAUCUUUCUCCAUGAUGCACUGGUUGAAGGACUUACAAACAUGAACGUUCGCCAUAGCUGUCUAUCUGUGUUGUAAUGCUGUUUUGUCAGGCAGUGCUGUCUGUUCUAAUAUUAUGGAUUUUCAAACUGUACAUGCGUUUCUGCGGAAUUAAUGUUUUCAUUUCUGCUUGAUUAAUGUAAAUUUUAAAAUAUUUCAUAUUUCCAAAAUUUAUAGGAUACGUACUUAAUUGGGGAUUGAACAUACUGUUAAUAUUAGCCUUAGAAUUGCAUUGUCUCUAGAACUAAAUUGAGCGUAUGAGUAUCGAAAAUUUAAUAAACAUGAGAAUAAUUGUCAA